This is a messenger RNA of Trematosphaeria pertusa, 516 nucleotides long. RefSeq lists its product as uncharacterized. The annotation marks the transcript as partial. Gene Ontology annotation, molecular function: ubiquitin protein ligase activity. The transcript has a single exon. Lineage: Eukaryota; Fungi; Ascomycota; Dothideomycetes; Pleosporales; Trematosphaeriaceae. The record is from RefSeq and is a predicted model, not a curated record.
CUUGGAACGAAGCUGGCAAAGCUCGAAGUCGGACCAGAGAAAAGUCCCAUAUUCGUCCACGAAGACCUCUUCUGUUCCCGGUCGGUAGCACUCAAAAAGCUAUUCCAGAAAUGCCGUAAACCUUUCAGCGCUGAUGACGAAUGCGCGGUCUGCACCGAAGGCCUCGACCCAGAGAAGCGAGUCAUCCUGCACUGCAAGGCGUGCGGCAAAAACAUCCACGAGGAAUGCAUUGAGGACUGGUGGAAGACCACAGCAAAGACUUGUCCAAUGUGCCGAGCGAAAUGGACCAAGGAGGAACAGGACGUCAUGCAGACUGCUCAGUUUCCAGAGUUGGACCCCACUGCAUUCAAUCUCUAUGUCCGAUGGGUGAAUCAAGACGCCGCGUUUCAGGAGUGGGACGAAAAAGAGGAGACGAUAGAUGACAGGGUGCUGUUACUGUUCAAAGCCUAUAGUGUUGGCGACAAGCUCGUGGACUGUUCAUUCCAGACUGCAGUGCAAAUGCAGAUCAUCGAAGAC